This is a messenger RNA of Leucoraja erinaceus (little skate), 2163 nucleotides long. RefSeq names its product cereblon (gene crbn). Bases 92 to 1423 code for a protein of 443 amino acids. The record is from RefSeq and is a predicted model, not a curated record. Lineage: Eukaryota; Metazoa; Chordata; Chondrichthyes; Rajiformes; Rajidae. The transcript has 11 exons.
GUCCGCCGCUUCUCCUCCCCUCUGCGCAUGUGCGGGCCGGCCGGCCGGGAGUGCGCACCCUGCCCACAAUACACGGCGAUAAACAACUAAGAUGGCGGAGGAAGAAGAGGGAGGAGGCGAGCAGUUGGAUAACCGGCUGCUGCCGCCGGAGCUAGAUGAUGAAGAUGAGUUUGCCGAGAUGGAAGUUGAAGAUCAUGACAGCGAAGAGGCUGAAAAACCAAUCGUCAUCAAUUUUGAUCCAAGCCUACCAACUACACACUCUUACUUGGGAGUGGACAUGGAGGAGUUUCACGGUCGUACAGUGCAUGAUGAAGAUAGCAAUCCAACCAUCCCUGUUCUUCCUCAUGUAGCAGUUAUUCUUAUUCCGGGACAAACAUUACCAUUGCAGCUUUUUCGUCCUCAGGAAGUAUCCAUGAUGCGAAAUCUGAUUCAGAAGGACAGGACAUUUGGCAUCUUGGCAUACAGUGAUCGUUCUGACAGUGCUCCAGAAUUUGGAACCACAGCAGAAAUUUAUGAAUAUAGGGAGGAGCAAGAAUUUGGUAUUGAAACUGUAAAAGUCAAAGCUGUUGGGCGUCAAAGGUUUAAAGUUCUUGAAACAAGAACUCAAACUGAUGGAAUUCAGGCAGCAAAAGUUCAGAUCCUACCAGAGUGGAUCCUUCCUUCAAGUAUAGCAGGAGUUCAGCUUAAUUCACUGAACAGACUUCAUAUGUUUGUUUCAAAUAAGCCCCCUGCCUGCCGAUUAAAGCAAAAUCAGAAGUGGUGGCAGAAGUAUCAAAAGAGAAAUUUCCACUGUGCAAAUCUGACGUGGUGGCCUCCGUGGGUAUAUUCGUUGUAUGAUGCGGAAAUACUGAUGGAAAGAAUGAAAGCACAACUCCGAGAGUGGGAUGAAAAUCUCAAAGACGACUCCCUUCCGACAAAUCCUGUAGAUUUUUCUUAUAGAGUUGCUGCUUAUUUGCCUAUUGAUGACAAUUUAAGAAUUGAGCUGCUUAAAAUUGGUAGUGCUAUUCAGCGGCUUCGUUGUGAAUUGGAUCUGAUGGACAAAUGCACAUCUCUUUGUUGUAAAAUAUGUCGCCACACAGAAAUAACCACAAAAAAUGACAUAUUCAGUUUAUCAUUAUAUGGACCCAUGGCUGCCUAUGUGAAUCCUCAUGGUUAUGUACAUGAAACCUUCACCGUAUAUAAAGCUAAUAACCUGAACUUAAUCAGUCGGCCAUCAACUCAGCAUAGCUGGUUCCCUGGCUUUGCGUGGACCAUAGCCCAGUGCCGUACUUGUGGAAGUCACAUGGGCUGGAGGUUUACAGCAACCAAGAAAGACAUGUUGCCCCAGAAAUUCUGGGGGUUAACACGAGCAUCUUUGCAACCCAGAAUACCAGAACUGGAUGAUGAAGGUCAACAUGAAGGAUGCUGGCAACCAUGUCGUUAAUAUGUGUGUAUAUGUAUGUGUACAUAUAUAUAUUUUAUAUAAAUAUCUAAAAGUGAAUAGCACUAUAGUUACUUGGGCCAUCGAACCUCUAGUUCUUAUCACAAAGUUAUUCAAGAAAAUAAUAGCAAACUGAGUGGCAUGCAUAGCAUAGCUGUUAGAUCUACGUUACAACAAGCUAAUUCAAUAUCAAAUGGAUUACAUAGCACCACCAUCGUCAAAUAGCUGCAGAUUGUGACCAUAAAUUGCAGUGUUGUAAACAACUCGCCUCAGAUUAGGUGCAGUGAUUUAACAAAGGUAAUCUUGUAGAGGAAAAAAACAUUUGUAGUUAACAUGAUCAUAAUUAAAAUAUAUAUAGAAACAUGGAAAAUAGGUGCAGGAAGAGGCCAUUUGGCCCUUCGAGUCUGCACCGCCAUUCAUUGUGAUCAUCCACAAUCAGUAACCCGUGCCUGCCUUCUCCCCAUAUCCCUUGAUUCCGCUAGCCAAUAGAGCUCUAUCUAACUCUUUAAUUCAUCCAGUGAAUUAGCCUUUACUGCCUCCUGUGGCAGAGAAUUCCACAAAUUCACAACUCUCUGGUGUGAAAACGUUUUUUUUCAUCUCAGUUUUAAAUGGCCUACCCUUUAUUCUUAGACUAUGGCCCUUGGUUCUUGACUUCCCCUGCAUCUAACUUGUCCAGUCCUUUUAUAAUUGUAAUCGUUUCUAUAAGAUUCCCUCUCAUCCUUCUAAAUUCCAGUGAGUACAAG